UCUCUCUCUCUCUCUCUCUCUCUCUUCCAUGUUCUGUUCCGAACUGACAAACAAGAGAGAGAAGAGGGACAGCCGGACACGGAGAGAUCACCUACCACACUUAAACGGUACCCAUCCCUAGAAAAAAAUCACAUAACUUUCAGUCACUUCAGGUUUGAGAGAGCUAACACAUAGUUAAACUCAAGGGAGUGGGUGGGCGUUCUGGAACUUGUUGUCGGACAUUGAUGAUCUUUGUCUAUAAGAACGAUUACAUGAAGAUUAACACUCUGGGUCUUGAAAAUGGAAGCUUUACCAAAACAACCCCAAGAAGUUGUCAUUGAUGUUGAUGGAGAAGAGCAGGCAAACCAGACAGAUAACGAGGAGCAAGAAGAUAGGUGUUCCUCUUCUUCGAGUGAUGAGUCUGCAGGGACAAAUGAGAUCAUCAAGGAGAGGGAAUCUUCUGUGUUCGAGACUUCUUCUCUGGAGGUGGAUCUGGAGUCUGGGGCUACUGAAACCAAGGUACAUUUGGCCAAAGUGGAGAGGGAUUGCAGGAUUUGCCAUCUCAGCUUGGACCCAACUAGUGAAGAAUCUGGUGUGCCUAUAGAGUUGGGUUGUUCUUGUAAAGAUGAUUUGGCUGCUGCCCAUAGGCAGUGUGCUGAAGCAUGGUUCAAAAUUAAAGGAAACAGAACAUGUGAGAUUUGUGGAUCGACUGCCCGGAAUGUUGCUGCUACAAAUGAGACAGACAUAACGGAUCAGUGGAAUGAAGCAAAUGAUGCCACAGCAGCGACAGCUCCUGUCACAAUUCAUGCUGCAGAAACUCGAAACUUCUGGCAGGGCCAUCGGUUUCUAAAUUUCCUGCUAGCCUGUAUGGUCUUUGCCUUUGUAAUCUCCUGGCUGUUUCACUUCAACGUACCCUCGUGAAAAACCUGUAAACAAAGUUUCUGGCAGUGGUUUUAGAAGUCGAUGCCUGAAGUGGACGAGCCUCUUGCUUCUUAUAGCACUUUGCUGGUACAUUCUCUGUACCAUUGCACUUCACCUCACCUCCUAGCAAUAGUUAUUCCUUAAUUAGCGUGCUGUUUAUAUAUUAGUAUCAGAGCUUGAACGAGCUGUGUAAUUUUUGUUGUGUUCUUUUGUUGGAUUUAAUUUACACAACCUCGAAUGUUGUAAAACUGUUGUAAUUUAUGUAUUGCAUUGCAGCAUCUGCACAACCGUGCAGUCUUCUCCUGUCCUUAA
This is a messenger RNA of Theobroma cacao (cacao), 1212 nucleotides long. RefSeq lists its product as uncharacterized. Gene Ontology annotation, molecular function: zinc ion binding. The record is from RefSeq and is a predicted model, not a curated record. Lineage: Eukaryota; Viridiplantae; Streptophyta; Magnoliopsida; Malvales; Malvaceae.